CUGGAGGAGGAGGAGAAUGAAUGGGAGGCGAUGGCGCUCAUUAGCCACCAGGCGCAGUUCCAAGCGAGCGCACAGUUAAGCGGCGGAGGAUCAUGUGGUGGUGGGGCUAUCUGGCCGUUUUAGCGGCGCCGGCGUUCUUCUUCGUCCUGUACAAGGUGCUGAGCGGUCGGAACCGCUCGCCGAAUCCCUUCCCGGCAGACUCCCGGCGGCCGCCCUCGCCUCUGGUGACCGACAAAGACGCGCGGAAGAAGGUUCUCAAACCAGUGUUCUCCCAGGACAAGGUUCCUGACCAUCUAGAUGCCAUUGUCAUUGGAAGUGGCUAUGGAGGCCUGGCUGCAGCUGUGGUCCUCUCCAAAGCUGGGCGGUGUGUGCUGGUCCUGGAGCAGCACGGGAAGGCAGGGGGCUGCUGCCACACUUUCAGUGAUAAGGGCUUUGAGUUUGAUGUAGGUAUCCAUUAUGUCGGGCAGAUGCUGGAGAAUUCUUUUUCACGCAUGCUUGUUGACCAGCUUACAGAAGGACAGCUCCAGUGGGCGAAGAUGGAGUCUCCCCUCGAUGUGGUCAUUCUAGGAGAUCCUGAAAAUGGCAAGAAGUAUUACAUGUACAGUGGGCAGAAGGAACACGUUGAUGGCUUGAAGAAACAGUUUCCAGAUGAAACGGCUGCUAUUGACAAAUUUAUAACGCUUGUAAAGAAAACUGCCAGAGGAAUUAGCCACAUGACUCUCCUGAAAAUCCUCCCGAUGCCCUUGGUCAGGUUUCUGAUCUCUACUGGCUUGCUGUCCUCUAUCUCUCCAUUCUGUAGGAUGAUAUCCAAAAAUCUUUCAGAAGUCAUCACCGGGCUCACAACAAAUGCAGAUUUGAAAGCAGUGUUCAGUUAUAUCUUCCCUACCUAUGGAGUGAUUCCCACUCAGACCAGCUUCCCUCUGCAUGCGGUCAUUUAUGAUCACUACUUGAAAGGUGGCUGGUAUCCUCAAGGGGGACCCAGUGAAAUUGUAUUCCACUCCAUCUCCAUCAUUAAACGGGCUGGAGGGGCAGUCCUUACCAAAGCGCCUGUCCAGAGCAUUUUGGUGAAUUCCCAAGGGAAAGCCUGUGGUGUAAGUGUUAAGAAAGGCCAGGAUGUAAUGAAUAUCUUUGCUCCUGUUGUGAUUUCGGAUGCUGGUAUCUUCAACACCUACAACCAGCUCCUGCCAGAAAAAUUACGCACUUUGCCAGGUGUUCAGCGCCAGCUGUCCAUGGUGCAGCACGGCAUUGGAGGGUUCACAGUCUUCAUAGGACUCAGAGGCUCCAAGGAGGAAUUGGGACUGGAAGCCAAAAACUAUUAUGUCUACCAUCAGAACAACAUUGAUGAAGCGUUCAUCUCAUACAUAAACUCAUCAAGAGAAACUGCUGCGAAGCGAAUUCCUUUUUUGUUCAUUGCUUCUUCGUCUGCUAAGGACCCCCUAUGGGAGAAGAAGUAUCCAGGCAAGUCCACUCUAAUCGUCCUGACGGCUGCGAGGUACGAAUGGUUUGAGGAAUGGAAGGAAGAGCGGGUGUCCAAGAGGGGAGCAGAUUAUGAAGAUCUCAAAAAUACUUUUGUUGAGGCUGUGAUGGAAACUGUAUAUGGCAUUUAUCCUCAAAUAAAAGAUAAGGUUGAGCACGUAUCUGCAGGGACUCCUCUCUCCAACAAGCAUUACAUAGCUGCUCCACAAGGAGAAAUGUAUGGAGUAGAUCACUGCUUCUCUCGCAUGCAGGUUGAUGUCAUGGCCACGAUCAGACCUCAGAGCCCUGUCCCAAACCUCUACUUGACAGGUCAGGAUGUUUUUGUUGGAGGCUUUAUGGGAGCCCUGCACAGUGCCCUGCUCUGUGCUUCUGCUGUCCUGCACCGCAAUGUCUACGCUGACCUUGUCCAGUUGUACCGCAGAAUCAAAGUCAAGAACUCCAAAAAGCAAAACUGAGCCUUUGCUUGCUGAAAGGUCCUCAACUCCUCUGCAGGCAGUUGUGGAAAUUGUUUUGAAACUUGUCCUGCGUUUGAUGCUGCCAAGAGGGUCUCCAAACGAGCCAAGCCUCGAGGUUCUGCUGUUGUGAACUGACCCAGUGAAUAAACAUGACCCUGGGCCACGCUGCAGUGAUGAUAUAUGGCUACAUCUAGCUGUCGUGCUGGUUUGGCACUGGCAGUCUGGCUGGCUGGCUCUCUGUGGAGGAGGAGUACAGCAGCUGCCUGAAGCCUUAUUGGUUUCUUUUUCAUUUUUAUUUGUGGUGAUUGUCAUGACAUCCUGUGACCAUAUUGUCCCUGUAGUAAGAGAGGUGUGAAUCCAAAUAAAUGUUCCUUUGCAAGGAAAGAGCUUCUCUGAUAUGGGGUAGACCAAGAAUAUCUCUACCUCUCACCGUGUAUAAGAUGCUGCAUUUUGAGUUGCAGCACCGAUAGUUGUCCUGGGUGGACGCUGUAAAAUGAGUUUAUAAAAAAAUAGUACUGUGGAACAGUAUAGAAACUGGAAUUAAAAAAAAUAGUGAGCUGGGGAUGUGGACAGAAAAAAACAUUAACCUAAAGAUUCUAAAAUAUUGAACAGAUGCCUUGAAAAAGAUUGGUGGUAGCUUAGAGAGGGGAGAGGAGAGAAAAAGGAAAUAUUUUAUAAUAUUCUGUUUCCUGCAGUGGUCUCUAAUAAAGGCUGUUUUGAAACCCA
This is a messenger RNA of Heteronotia binoei (common prickly gecko), 2657 nucleotides long. RefSeq names its product retinol saturase (gene RETSAT). The coding region runs from base 93 to 1931 and encodes 612 amino acids. The transcript is spliced from 11 exons. The record is from RefSeq and is a predicted model, not a curated record. Lineage: Eukaryota; Metazoa; Chordata; Lepidosauria; Squamata; Gekkonidae.